Zymoseptoria tritici IPO323 is the source of this 2634-nucleotide messenger RNA. RefSeq lists its product as uncharacterized. The transcript is spliced from 7 exons. Gene Ontology annotation, molecular function: metal ion binding. The record is from RefSeq and is a predicted model, not a curated record. The coding region runs from base 1 to 2634 and encodes 877 amino acids. Lineage: Eukaryota; Fungi; Ascomycota; Dothideomycetes; Mycosphaerellales; Mycosphaerellaceae.
AUGCAUUUCCGGCAGCUCUGGCAGAAGUCGACGGGCAUGAUGUCGAUGUGCGGGAACACGCGCCUCGCGUGGAAAGCUCCGGCGAGCGGCCCGCCACUGCAGUCGGGUGCCUCGAUGAUCGAUACCGCUGACGUGCCUGCAUUGACGGGCUUCCUGGUGGUCUCUGACCCGCAACGCAGCACAGCUCGCGGACUUCUGACCAGCACAACGUACGAUCAAGGAGGGUCACCUCACUGGGCAGAAGCACACCCUUCGUUCUCCCUCGCCCGGAGGUCACCUGUGGUGUUGGUCAGCUCCACGGCCUGCUCCACGGACUCGCUCAUGGAGACGCUAUCAUUGAGUGCCCAAAAAUUUGCCAUUGUUAGGAAACAAUAUGCCACGGCUGCAGAAGGAUCUCAAUACCAGGGAAGUCUGCUGUCUUAUGUAUCGGAAGCUGCGCGGCGGCAAGGGGAAUCUUUCCAUCCGCUCGGAAUUUCUCCUAGAGGAAGCAUUCUCCUUGACAUCGUUCAAUUCUCCGCAUACCGCACACAGCAUUCGCAUACAGCAUUGCAUUCACCCUCUGCGCAUCCGCCAGCAUACCAAUCUCCGCCGCACUCUGCUCAAGACUGCCGUUCGACACUUCAUCAAGCUUUUCAGCAACCCAAGAAAGACUCCCACAAGACUUCACCACACAACCCAACACUCUUCAAGAUGCAAGCAUACCACCCCGAGACCACGAAGGACUGCUUCGUCUGCCAUCUACCUUUUCCUGAGCAACAGCUCGACGAAGGUAGUUGCUGCACACAGUGCGCAAUAUCCGUGUUCGGUGCGUUCGACUUUAACGGCGGCGCUUUCAACGACGGCUUUGACAUGGCAUUCGACACUCCAUUCGACACUCCCGCCAACACCACCAUGCCCAUUCAGGGUCCCGCCAACAGCGUCAAUGCAGACUGGGCUCCUGUCGAUACCAACAACGCUGUUCAGUAUCCUGUCAACAUCGGCAAUGCAGUCCAGUUUCCUGCCAAUGCCAAUAACGCAGUCCACUCUUUCGCCAACACCAACAACGCAGCCCAAUUGCCUGCCCACUCCAACAAUGCAGUUCAAAUUCCUGCCAACUUCAACAACGCAGUCCAAUUCCCUGCCUGGCCUGCCACGGCCAGCAACGCAGCUCAGUUCCCUGCCAACACCGACAACGCAGUCCAAUUCCCUGCCUGGCCUGCCACGACCGGCAACGCAGCUCAGUUCCCUGCCAACACCAACAACGCAGUCCAGUUCCCUGCCUGGCCUACCACGACCACCAACGCAGCUCAGUUCCCUGCCAACACCAACAACGCAGUACAGCUCUCUACCAGCUCCAACAACGCUGUCCAGUCCCAUAGCAACACCGACCAUGCUGCGCCUACCCCAACCACUACAGAGAACGCAGUCCAGUCUCCUGCCAACAGCGACAGUGCUGCUCAGUCUUCCUUCGUUAUCGACGAAGCAGCUCAGACCGCAUUCUACGAUCACAUCUGGUCCGAAGACACCCCCGUCAACAAUCAACAGCCAGAUCCCAACCUCCCAUCUUCCUGCAUCGAUCCAUCCACUCUCAACGCACUCGAUGCCAGCGACAGCGUUCUGUUCGGCGGCUUUGACCUUGGUCAGCAAGACCAGCAGUUUGGCUUUUCUUUCGACGACGACAUCUCCUUCCCCGGCGGCUACGACUCUCAAGCCAACAACAACGUCACUGUCGCUCCAGCUGCUGUUGCCGCCGAGGAGAGUGUCAUCUCUCCGCUCUCGUCUUGCUUCCCUGGGAUGAGCAAUCUCACCUCCGGUUUCUCUCCACAGGAGAGCUUCUCCUCCUCUCCCGCCGACUCUGCGGUGAGCUUCUCUCCCGCGGCAUCCUCCCCUCCGCUCUCCACCGCCGCCAACAACCUCCCCGCCCCUGCCGCCAAUGCUGAGCAGACAAGCUCGCCGGCGCAGGAGGAGCCGAGAGACCCUCGCGAAGGGUAUGUCCUCCUCUCCUCUCUCGAGGAAUCCUCCGCCGGCCCUGCCGACACCGCCUCCGCCGAGCCAACAGCCGGCUUCACCCUCGAAGAGGCGGAGAUGAACCUCUUCAUCGCUUUGGGCGGCGAUCCUUCUCCUCCCGUCUCCGACGUGGUCCCGGCUCCGGCCACCUCCUACCAAUCUCCUCCUCCCGCCGCCAACGCGGUUGCGCCUCCGCCCGCGUUCCAAUUCCCUCCUCCCGCCGCCACCUUGAUCACCAACCCCGACCCCUCCAAGACUCUCUGCCUCCCCUUCCUCAACAGCGGCGGAACCUGGUGCCCGGCAGGCCGCAAGUGCCCAAACCACCACUUCGUCCACAUCGUCACCGACCGAGGCCACAUCACCGCCGCCAACCCACCCGGCAGCACGACUGUCGCCACCAAGAACGGCCUAAUGGUGCUGUCGGCCGAGUACAUCGAGGAGACGCAGAAGGCGUUUGAGGUCCAUCGCAAGCUGGCACAUGAGCGUCGGGGUCCGAGAUUCGAGUGCGCUACUUGCCACAAGAAUGCGCCGAAGAACCCGGGCAAUGAUGGGGUGCGGUGUACGCCGUGUUUCAAGCGCAAGGCGGCUUGUGAGGCGCUGGGUGGGAUUUGGGAGGACAAGAUGCCGAAGCGGAAGAGGAAGAACUGA